This is a messenger RNA of Talaromyces stipitatus ATCC 10500, 1635 nucleotides long. Its product is annotated as efflux pump antibiotic resistance protein, putative. The record is from RefSeq and is a predicted model, not a curated record. Gene Ontology annotation, molecular function: transmembrane transporter activity. NCBI's taxonomy places the organism in Eukaryota, Fungi, Ascomycota, Eurotiomycetes, Eurotiales, Trichocomaceae. Bases 1 to 1635 code for a protein of 544 amino acids. The transcript has 3 exons. Gene Ontology annotation, biological process: transmembrane transport.
AUGUCUUCAGAGACGAACUCUGAUAUCUCGAAACGUGUUGUGGAAGACCCCGUUCUCGCUAAGUCUACUGCCGACGAAGAGGCGGCUUUGGAAAAGGGACAGGAAACCACACCAGAUGCUCCAGGAGCAGAGGCAACAGAACCAGCAUCUCCUCGAGAUGUUCAUGGAUUAUCGUGGGUUCUAGUCAUUAUCAGUAUUCUCGGUUCAACAUUUCUGUUUGGGUUAGAUAACACCAUUGCUGCCGAUGUGCAACCUGCAAUCAUUGAGCGGUUCAAUUCCAUCAACAAGAUCUCAUGGGUUUCUGUUGCGUUCAUGAUGGGAGCUGGAUCUACCAAUCUAUUCUGCCACAUGUAUAGCCAAUUCAACCUCAAAUACCUCUAUAUCAUUUCAAUAGCCCUCUUUCAGAUUGGAUCUGCCCUAUGUGGUGCAGCCCCCAACAUGGAUGUCCUGAUUGUUGGUCGUGCAAUUUGUGGUAUCGGCGGUGCUGGUUCAUACGUUGGGGUUAUGACGCUGCUUUCAGUGUUGACCACAGAUCAAGAACGCCCGGCUUAUCUGUCGAUUCCGAGUAUUACUUGGGGUACAGCGAUGGUUCUUGGUCCUAUUAUCGGAGGUGCUUUCACCGUCAGCAAAGUCGGUUGGAGAUGGGCUUUCUACAUCAACCUAUUGAUUGGUGCAGCCUGCGCCCCGGUCUACCUCACUCUUGUUCCUUCUAAAGACGCUCGUCCUGGUGCCACCAUGAAGGACCGCACGAAGAAGAUUGAUAUUAUCGGGUUUAUCCUUUUGUCCGGCAUAUUCGUCUCGCUUUUGAUGGCAAUUUCUUUCGGCGGGGCUGUGUAUCCCUGGAACAGUAGUCGCAUCAUUGCACUCUUCGUUGUUGCCGGAGUUCUGGCCAUUAUCUACUGGCUACAGCAAGGCUUCACUUUCGGAACUCCCAAGGCGAAUCCUACAUACAUACCAGUCUACUUCCUGCCACUCUAUUUUCAGCUAAUUCGCGGGGAUUCGGCUCUGAUGGCAGGUGUACGGUUACUACCUCUGGUGUGCUUCCUGAUUGCUGCCAUUUUGUUUGCCGGUCAAGUAGUCAGUCGUACAGGACAUUGGCAGGCUUGGUUCUUCGGCGGCUCGGUGCUUGUCCUCAUCGGAAGCGCAUUGCUUUAUACUGUCGAUGAGCACACCAGCAAUGCAAAAAUCUACGGCUAUUCCAUUAUUGUUGGUACGGGUGCAGGGUCGUUUCUCCAGUUACCGUUUGCCGCAGCAUCAUUCUCCGUGGCCCCCAAUUGGAUCCCUGUUGCGAUAGGUCUGAUCUCUUUCGCACAGCUUGCUGCGCCCUCGGUCACAUUGUCGAUUGCAAAUACGGUCUUCGUCAACAAGGCCACCUUGCACCUGAUGGCAUACCUACCGGAAUACUCUGAGGACCAGAUCACUCGCAUGAUUUCCGGCGUUGGCAGUCAGUAUCUCGACCAAAUGUCUACCGGUCAGCGUGAAGGUGUGUUUAGUAUUAUCACUCACGCAAUGGGCAAGUCUUAUACUCUUGUGAUCACCUGCGGUGCUACUAGCUUGAUUCUAUCCACGAUCCUGGUUGGUCUGAACUUUGCAAACCGAAAGAAGAGCAAGACCGCAGAGAGUGAUUCUACCUAG